This is a messenger RNA of Macrobrachium nipponense, 2904 nucleotides long. RefSeq names its product prolyl 4-hydroxylase subunit alpha-1-like. The transcript is spliced from 12 exons. Gene Ontology annotation, biological process: peptidyl-proline hydroxylation to 4-hydroxy-L-proline. The coding region runs from base 367 to 1965 and encodes 532 amino acids. Gene Ontology annotation, cellular component: endoplasmic reticulum. NCBI's taxonomy places the organism in Eukaryota, Metazoa, Arthropoda, Malacostraca, Decapoda, Palaemonidae. The record is from RefSeq and is a predicted model, not a curated record. Gene Ontology annotation, molecular function: L-ascorbic acid binding; protein binding; iron ion binding.
GUCUCUUCUUUAACCCUCGUACUUCCCUGAGCAUAACUGCAACUGUGCAUGCAACAUGCACUCUAUAUUGUGUGAUUAGUAGUUCAUCGACGAGUCUUUUUGACUACGUGUGUUUAUUAAUAAGGCCAAAAGUUUUCUAGGGCUAUGAGUGUACCAGCAGUAUGAAACUUAUAGAUAUAGGUAAUAAAGCCCAGUAAAUGAAGACAUGGCCAUUUUAUUUGUAUGAUACCUACCUAUCCUAGCUAAAGAGGGAGGGGCAAACUCCGUGAGUAGAAGCACCCACUAGCUACCAUUGAAAAGUAGCCUGCAGCCACAGUGAAAACUUUUCCUUGCCACCCUCCCCAAACUAAGGAACUUCAGCACGAGAUGAAACCAAAUGUUGCAUGGGUACGUUCGGCCUGCCUCCUCCUCCUCCUGCCCCUGAUGGCGCAGGCGGAGGUGUACACGUCCAUCCAGGAACUCACAGCCGUGUUUUCCCUGGAACGCCGUGUGGUGGCAGCGCUGACCAAUUACCUCGGCGACAUGGAAACCCGACUUGCCAGGAUCAGGAAGUACCUACAGGAAUACGAGCAGGUGUCAGCCGAGGGCGUCGCUACUGACGAAGGCAUCAUGGAAAGACUGGCAGGAAACCCAGUCCACGCCUUCCAUCUCAUGAAGAGACUUACAGUAGACUGGCGUCACAUCGAGGACCAGGCGAAGAAGGAUUAUUGGAUAAACGUCGUAGAAGCCAUGAGCGGUGGCGUUGGAGGGCGUGGAGGACUGAGUGUGAGACUCCCUGCCGAGGAGGACCUCCACGGAGCAGCCCAGGCCCUCGUGAGGCUCCACGACGUCUAUAAUCUGAACAUGACCCAACUCGUCAGGGGCAACGUUUGGGGCGUGCAGAGUUACGCAGAACUGACAGCCCAGGACUGCCUUUACAUGGGCAAGCACUCGUUCAACAUGGGCAUGUACCCGCGUGCCAUCCAGUGGUUUGAGGAGGCUUAUACCCUGGCGGGUCUCGAGGGUAACGCCACCGUGACACAGGACCAGGUCAACAUGUUCUUGAACACGGCCAUCAAGGCGUACGACGAGAGCACACUGACCCGACCCGAGUUGGGUCACUCCGUACCGACGUCCCUGCAGAAGGAGAACGAGACCACAAAGGUCGUCCAGUACAGGCUGGGCGACGAUCUGACUCCUCAGGAGGACGCCCAGAAUUUCCAGGCUCUCUGUCGGGGGGAAAAGUUGCUGAGCUACAGGUACCUGGCUUCUCUGACCUGUUUUUAUGACCACCGUGACCACCCUUACUUCUUCCUGAUGCCCGUCAAAGUGGAGAGACACUACCUGCAGCCGGAACUGCUCACCUUCCAUGACGUCUUGAGCGACUUCGAAAUCAACCACAUCAAGGGGAUUGCCAAGCCCAUGCUUGCCCGGGCAAUGGUACAGGGCCACCAAGGCAAAGGAAACACAGUUAGCAACACUCGUACAUCGAAGGUAGGAUGGCUAGACGACUCCUUCGACCUGAUCAUCCAGAAAGUGAACAAGAGGGUGGAAAUGAUCACAGGACUCUCCACGAACGUGGCAGCGGAGGACGCCGAGAUGAUGCAGGUGUCAAACUACGGGAUAGGAGGCCACUACAAUCCCCACCACGAUUACCUGCUCGUGGACAAGACGGAGGACGAGCUCCGAUUCAACAUUCACCCUAGGGAGCUGGUCAUGGGAGAUCGUAUUGCCACAUUCAUGUUUUACCUAAGUGACGUCACGAGGGGCGGUGCCACGGCCUUCCCCCGCCUUGGCACCGCCGUGUGGCCCUCCAAGGGGUCGGCCGCCUUCUGGCACAACCUGAAGAGGUCGGGCGAAGGGGACGUGUCCACGCUCCACGGCGCAUGCCCGGUGGUGCACGGAUCGAAAUGGGUCAGCAACAAAUGGAUAAGGGAGCGUGGCCAGUUCCUAAGACGUGGAUGCACCCUUCGACCAGAAGAUUAGGUGAUCGGAAUGACUAGAAUAAACACCCUUCUACCAUUUAUAACAAUCGCCUCAACUAUAAUGUCUCUAUUCGUUUUAGGUCAUGGACCACCGGCCCUAUUGUUUUUUUUAUAAGAAUGAUACAACAAAAUGAAUAGCCAUUGAUGCAUCUGUAUAAAAUUGUUUAAAUUUAAAAACAUGUGCUCCAGGCUCCACUUUAUUGCCACAUAUAUAGACCGUCCUGGGACCACCCAAAAUGUCACCGUGGACCAAUGAUGGUCCAUGGACCACCAGUUGAGAACCACUGGUGUAGGAAGUCUUAACAAAUCUGAAGAUACUUUCGUUUUUCAUUAUUUUCUCAAAGAUGGAUUCCUUCAUGUUGUGUAGUAUUUUAGUUUUUCUAAUAAUGUAAAUAUCAAUAUAUCUAUUUUAAAAUUAUUAUAAAUAUAAAUUUCAUACACAAGAAUUGUUAAUGGGUCUGUUCCGAAGAUAUAUAAGAAUGAAUUAUAGAAACAAAGUUUGACUGUGAUAUAACAAUUGGCCCUAAUUAAAAAUUCGAUUCACAGACAAUGAGGAAUACCUUACAAUUUUCAUUUAAUUUCGAAUUUUUCAAUUCGAAAUUUGAUCGGAUUUGCAAAUUUCAUUAUCUAUAUUUAAAGUGUGUAAAUAUAUAGCUAGAAUAGUUAAAACAUUCACUGGCAUGUAAAUAAGAAUACUCGGCAAGAGAUUGUAAAUAAAAGUGGCUUUCGCAAAACGUGUAAAAAAAAAUAACAAUAUAUACAAGCAACGUUUCAUAAUAAUGAUUAAGGAGUUUCGUCUUUUUAUCGUAUCGAUAUACUGAAACUACUGUAAAUGCCUUCCAUUUCCAAGAGUAGUUAUAAUAGGUUUAUGUGUCUGUUCUUCAUUAAUUAGAUGGAUUGUGGUAGCUGAAAUAAAAUACAGAUAGUAUAUAUAUAUAUA